AUGUCUGGUGGAUCUUUGGGACCGCUGAUGCUGGCGGUGAUGUUCACAUUGCUGUCACUUUCAACGGUGUUCAUGGUGCUGAGGUUUUACUGCCGCAGUGUUAUUAUUAAGAAUAUCGGAAGCGAUGAUUGGAUCAUGCUGGUAGCUUUUAUCAUGGCAUGGGGAAUGGGAGUGACGAACUAUUUCCACGUAUACUACGGCACUGGAAAGCACACGGUUGACUUGGACUAUGCCAACAUAAUCAUCCCAACGCUGAAGCUAUGUAUCCUCUCGUUCUACCGCCGAUUAUCACCCGCGAGAGGUUACCAAAUGGCCAUCUAUAUCGUUAGCGGUGUCAUCGUCGCCUAUACAUUUGCCAUGUUUUUUGUCAACGUCUUUGAGUGUCCGAAGGAUCCAAGUCGUGCUUGGGCGCCGACCUUCCCACAAGGUUGCAAUGAUCUUGUAGUCGUUUAUUAUGCAAUGGCGUCUUUCAAUAUCUUGUCGGAUAUCGUGAUAUUGUUGCUGCCGCUGCCUUCGUUAAUGAAGUUGCAGGUUAAUAAAAGGAAACGAGUUGCACUCUUGUUGAUCUUCUCGUGUGGGAGUGUGGCGGUUGUGGCCUCGAUUGUGAGGAUUAAUGCUCUUUACAAGUAUCAAACUGCGGUAUUGACAGGCGGAGAUAUCCCAUAUAUUGCUAUUUAUAUCCUCCUCUGGUCACAGAUCGAAGUCAACGUUGGCAUUAUUAGUGCUUCUGCGCCGGCUUUAAAGCCACUUGUCAGAUCAAUCCUCGGGGGCACCACCUUCGCAAAAUCCAGCUAUGCACAAGGCGGUGAAUUGGGCUAUUCUGGAAAUCCUAGUAGCAGGCACGGAAUACCACUGCACUCGUUGAAUGGAAGUGUAGCACAAGGGGUCACUACUGAGAUCCAAGGGCGUGAAAGGAACGAGAGUGAGGAGAAUAUUGUCAUGAAGAAUGACGAGAUGAUCCGGACAGUCGAGGUAAAGGUGGACCUGGAGCGCGAGGGCUCAACUGAUAGUAUUAGGCAGUUGGAGUUUGGAAGGUAA
Morchella importuna is the source of this 1038-nucleotide messenger RNA. RefSeq lists its product as uncharacterized. NCBI's taxonomy places the organism in Eukaryota, Fungi, Ascomycota, Pezizomycetes, Pezizales, Morchellaceae. Bases 1 to 1038 code for a protein of 345 amino acids. The record is from RefSeq and is a predicted model, not a curated record. The transcript is spliced from 9 exons.